AUGGGGCCGCGGAGACAAGAUCCUAACAGGACGGACAAUUGUCCGUACUGCACACUCAAAAUGUACUGUAAACAACACAAGACUUUCCUGCAACCGCAGAAUUUCAACCCGGACGCGCCUCAACCAAAAGAUUCUGCUGGGACUAUUUCGCGAAUGUACGACCAGAUCAUCAGCAGCAAACUAACAAAGUUCCGCGAGCGCUUCAGCGCCGCCCUUGAGAAACACUCGGAAACAAUGUGGGGCCCGGAUCCUCUUCAGCAGCUGAAGGCCAUGCAGACAACUCCCCCCGAGGUGAAGAAGCCCAAGAAGGCUAAGAAAGAGAGGAAAAAGAAGAAAGAUAGCAAGAAGAAAAAGAAGAAAGACAAGAAGAAGAGGAAGUCGAAAAAGAGCUCGAAGUGCAAGUCUAGAUCAAGUAGCAGCGACAGUAGCGACGACAGUGAUUCUUCUUCAAGUGACUCGUCGUCAUCAUCUGAUUCGGAAGUCGAAAGGUACUUGCUCGUGGAAGGGAAAGUGGGCAGUGGGCCUCCCAGCUCUCAUGGUCAUACCGGGAGCGUGGGUGCGGUGAUUAGCUAA
Molecule: messenger RNA, 573 nt
Organism: Besnoitia besnoiti
Lineage: Eukaryota; Apicomplexa; Conoidasida; Eucoccidiorida; Sarcocystidae
Exons: 3
Coding region: 1-573 (190 amino acids)
Source: RefSeq, a predicted model, not a curated record